AUGAGCUCCUCCAUCACGCCGCCCGACCCAACUCUCGCUCACCUCCUAAACCUCCCACCACUCCUCCAACCCAUCUCCCCUCCUCUUGCAGCCCUCCAUCUCGCUAGGGUACGCUUAUCCCUAUCCGUCCCCACGUCUUCAUCGUAUACGGCUAAAUCCCUGGACGAUUGGUGCAAUCUCUGUGGGGGACUGAGACUUCAUCUGGGAGGUGCCCAACCUCAACAAUCAAUAAAGAAACGUAAACGGAAAGGUGGGAUAUGUGGGACAUGUGGAGAGAUGUAUAAGAAACCUUUAUCUGAUAAGAGCACUUUGGCGGAUUAUCCACCUGCGAGGAGAACUAGGAGGAUGAAGAGGGACGAGCAGCAGCAACAGCAGCAGCAGCAAUUUGAAGUAUCAUCAAAGUCGCAAAAAGGACAACAUAGUAAAGAUAACGUUGCCGAUCGAUCUGAGGAAAUGAAUGAAUCAAAUCCAAAUUCAGAUGUUCAACCAGUAUCAACUCCUCAACAAGAUAUACAUUCCAACAAUACCGAUCGAUCAAGCACACGGCCAGCUGUAGAUAAUAAUCCACCAAAACUACUCUCUCGUCCUUCCCUAUCACAUAUCCCCAAUUCAUCCCCCAACUUACCCGCCUAUCCUGCUCCUCAAUCAAAACCCAUCAGUACCGUCAACAGCAGCAGUGGUAAAAAACCUGCUACGGGUGCCGGUGCAAGUGCAAGUGCGAAUAGUAAGAAAAAGAAGAAAUCUGGUUUAGCGAAAUUAUUAGCUGAGAAUAAAGAGAGGGAAAUGGUCAGUAAGGGAUCAGGAGGGAUGUGGGGUCUGGGAUAG
Messenger RNA from Kwoniella botswanensis, 825 nucleotides. RefSeq lists its product as uncharacterized. The record is from RefSeq and is a predicted model, not a curated record. Bases 1 to 825 code for a protein of 274 amino acids. The transcript has a single exon. Lineage: Eukaryota; Fungi; Basidiomycota; Tremellomycetes; Tremellales; Cryptococcaceae.